GCAAGGGAUCGCUCUGACAUCCGAUUCAUUGUCAAGAAUUGAUAGACUAACUAACCUUCAAGAACUAAGUCUAGAAGACGCGAUCAUCGAGGAGGGGAAAGAAUGGAACAUGGAAGAUGUCACCUUCGAGAAACUCAAAUCUCUAAAAUUGAAUAGUGUGGAAUUUUCUGAAUGGCAGGUUGAUGCAGAGAAAUCGUUUCCCGUGCUCAAGAAACUAUAUAUAAGUAGAUGUGAUAAGGUUAUGGAAAUCCCAGACAGUUUUGGAGAUAUUGCGUCAUUAGAGCUUAUCAUAGUAUGGGGCAGCCCUCAGCUUAGAAAUUCGACUUUCAGUAUUAAGGAAUAUGUUGAAGAAAUGACCGGAGAAGACAAGCUUGAGAUCAGAUCAGAUCGAGCCAGCGCAUACAAAUUCUCAAGACAUUAAUAACUGUUUAUCAAGUCUAAACAGUGCUAGCUAUCAGCCCUUGUGUUCUUUAUUAUAACGGAUGAGAUAUUGUAUGCGUGCUUGCUUUUCAUUACCAUGUAUUAGUUGUAAUCUACAAACCAUUAUUUAGCCCAUCUUGACUCAG
Molecule: messenger RNA, 566 nt
Organism: Solanum tuberosum (potato)
Lineage: Eukaryota; Viridiplantae; Streptophyta; Magnoliopsida; Solanales; Solanaceae
Product: putative late blight resistance protein homolog R1B-13
Exons: 2
Coding region: 110-421 (103 amino acids)
Source: RefSeq, a predicted model, not a curated record